Messenger RNA from Varanus komodoensis (Komodo dragon), 5655 nucleotides. RefSeq names its product phospholipase C like 1 (inactive) (gene PLCL1). NCBI's taxonomy places the organism in Eukaryota, Metazoa, Chordata, Lepidosauria, Squamata, Varanidae. The transcript has 6 exons. Gene Ontology annotation, molecular function: phosphatidylinositol-4,5-bisphosphate phospholipase C activity. The record is from RefSeq and is a predicted model, not a curated record. Bases 248 to 3508 code for a protein of 1086 amino acids. Gene Ontology annotation, biological process: lipid metabolic process; intracellular signal transduction.
UUCAUUGUCCAAGUUUAGCGCUUUCCUGCCCCUCCCCUGCUGCCGCUAUCGCUUCCACCGAGCCGUGCAUAGGCUGAGCGAAGCCAAACGGAGUUUUAAGCAUACACGAGCACAAUGACUCUCGCUGAGAAACUUGCUGCUGCGGUGCAAUAAAUGAGGGUCUGGCGAACGGGGCUUCCUCUGCCUUUCCCCUCUUCGCGGUGGCCUCAAGCAAGCCGAGAGUGCGCUUUGUGCGGCGGAAAGCGCGAUGGCAGAAGCCGCGGACACCCGCGCGGCGGUUCUCAAGGGCGAGGAAGACGCGGAGAUGUAUUUGGAGCCCGGAUCCUUUGAAAUGCCGCCGGCGGCUAUGGGAAGGAGAAGGGAGCGAAGGAGCGGAGUUUCUCUGGCUGUGGCCGCCGCCGAUCCUGAAGCCAGUCUCCUGGAGGCGGCCCGAGCGACACCCCGGAGGAGCAGUAUUAUCAAGGAUCCUUCAAACCAAAAAUGUGGACGCAAGAAGACCGUGUCCUUCAGCAGCAUGCCUUCAGAGAAGAAAAUAAGUAGCGCAAGUGACUGCAUCAGCUUCAUGCAGGCUGGUUGUGAGUUGAAGAAAGUCCGACCAAACUCCCGUAUUUAUAAUCGAUUUUUUACUCUUGACCCCGACUUACAAGCGCUUCACUGGGAGCCAUCCAAGAAGGAUCCUGACAAAGCUAAACUAGAUGUUUCUGCUGUGAAAGAGAUCCGACUAGGAAAAAACACAGAAACGUUCAGGAACAACGGGCUCGCAGAUCAGAUUUCUGAAGACUGUGCCUUUUCCAUAAUUCACGGGGAGAAUUAUGACUCUCUAGACCUAGUUGCCAAUUCAGCAGAUGUGGCCAACAUUUGGGUAUCGGGUUUGCGGUACCUGGUUUCUCGUAGCAAGCAAUGUCUGGAUUUGAUAGAAGGCAAUCAGAACACUCCACGGUUUGCAUGGCUUAGAUCAGUGUUUGAGGAUGCAGAUGUUGAUGGUAAUGGUAUCAUGUUGGAAGACACAGCUGUAGAACUAAUAAAACGGCUGAAUCCUGCCUUAAAGGAGUCAAAGAUCAGGUUAAAAUUUAAGGAAAUCCAGAAGAGCAAAGAGAAACUAACAACACGUGUCACGGAAGAGGAAUUUUGUGAAGCAUACACUGAGCUUUGCACUAGACCUGAAGUUUAUUUUCUGCUAGUGCAAAUAUCUAAAAACAAAGAAUAUUUAGAUGCCAAUGACCUCAUGCUAUUUUUAGAAGCAGAGCAAGGGGUUGCACAUGUAACUGAAGAAAUGUGUCUUGAUAUUAUUCAUAAGUAUGAAUUUUCAGAGGAAGGAAGGUUGAAAGGUUUUCUUGCAAUUGAUGGAUUUACUCAAUAUUUAUUGUCCCCAGAAUGUGAUAUUUUUGACCCCACACAUAAGACAGUUGUUCAAGACAUGACCCAGCCUUUAUCACAUUAUUAUAUCAAUUCAUCUCACAAUACUUACCUAAUAGAAGACCAGGUCCGGGGUCCAGCAGAUAUCAAUGGCUAUGUGAGGGCAUUGAAGAUGAGCUGCAGAAGUAUUGAACUAGAUGUCUGUGAUGGUCCAGACAAGGAACCCAUAAUCUGUAACCGCAACAGCAUGACAUCACCUCUGUCUUUUCAGUGUGUCAUUGAGGUGAUCAACAAAUUGGCCUUUGUUUCUUCAGAGUACCCCCUUAUUCUCUGCUUGGGAAACCACUGCUCCAUACAGCAGCAAAAGGUCAUGGUUGAACAGAUGAAGAAGACUUUUGGAUCCAAGCUUUACACUGAUGCACCACUACCAUCAGAAACAUACCUUCCCUCCCCAGAGAAACUGAAAAUGAAGAUCAUUAUCAAAGGGAAGAAACUGCCUUGUGGUGAGGAUUUGUUGGAGGGAGAAGUCACUGAUGAAGAUGAAGAAGCUGAAAUAUCUCGAAGAAUGUCUGAAGAAUAUUUUGCAGAACCAAGAACAUCUUGGUUGUGCAAGGAGCUGUCUGAUCUUGUAUCUAUAUGUAAAUCUAUCCAGUUCACAGAUUUUGAGACCUCAAUGAAAAAUCAGAAUUACUGGGAAAUAUGUUCCUUCAGUGAAGCAGAGGCCAGUAGAAUUGCAAAUGAGUGUCCAGAGAACUUUGUAAAUUAUAAUAAGAAAUUUCUCUCUCGGAUAUACCCUAGUGCCAUGAGGAUAGAUUCCAGUAACUUAAACCCACAAGAUUUUUGGAACUGUGGCUGCCAGAUAGUGGCAAUGAAUUAUCAGACCCCAGGGCCAAUGAUGGAUUUACAUACUGGCUGGUUUCUACAAAAUGGGGGAUGUGGUUAUGUCCUUAGACCUUCCGUCAUGCGAGAAGAGGUUUCUUAUUUCAGUGCAAAUACAAAAGGCAUCGUUCCAGGGGCCUCUCCUCAAGUCCUGCAUGUCAAAAUCAUCAGUGGUCAGAACUUUCCAAAGCCCAAAGGAGCCUGUGCCAAGGGUGAUGUCAUAGAUCCCUAUGUUUGUUUGGAAAUCCAUGGGAUCCCUGCAGACUGUACAGAACAAAGAACUAAAACCGUUCAGCAGAACAGUGAUAAUCCCAUUUUUGAUGAGAGCUUUGAGUUUGAGAUAAAUCUACCGGAACUUGCAAUGAUUCGUUUUGUUGUGCUGGACGAUGAUUAUAUUGGCGAUGAGUUCAUAGGGCAGUGUGCCAUCCCCCUGGAGUGUUUACAGCCAGGCUACCGACACAUACCCCUGCGUUCCUUUGUUGGAGACAUCAUGGAGCACGUCACGCUUUUUGUGCACAUCGCGAUAACGAACCGGAGUGGCGGAGGGAAACCGCAAAAGCGCAGUCUGACUGCGAGAAUAGGAAUGAAAACUAGAGAUUAUACGAUGCUGAGGAACACGAGCAUUAAGAUUAUCGAUGACAUCUUCAAACUGGCUGUACACCCAUUAACAGAGGCGACUGAUAUGAGGGAGAACAUGCAGAAUGCAAUUCUGUCUGUGAAAGAGCUGUGUGGUCUCCCGCCAAUUACGAGUCUGAAGCAGUGCAUUUUGACCAUGUCCUCGAGGCUGGUGAACAGUGACAGCGUCCCCACGGUAGCUCUCUCCAUCAAAGACAGCGUUCCCUACCUGGAACCUUUGGGGACCCUAACGGAUGUGCAGAAGAAGGUUCUAGCUGCCUAUGACCAGAUGAUUCAAGAGAGCAGAUUUCUUAUAGAGACUGCAGACACUGUUUAUGACAAGAUUGUUCAGUGCCAGAAAGCAGGAAUGGAACUCCAUGAAGAACUUCAUAACUUGGGGACAAAAGAAGGCUUGAAAGGAAGAAAGCUCAGCAAAGCCAUUGAGAGUUUUGCAUGGAAUAUCACAGUGCUGAAGGGACAAGGGGAUCUGUUGAAGAACGCCAAGAAUGAAGCCAUAGAGAACAUGAAGCAGGUCCAGUUGGCUUGCUUGUCAUGUGGACUGAGCAAAACAGGAUGUGGGAAUGCGGAUGCAAAGCCCAAACGAUGCCUUGAGGCAAUUGAAGAAAAGGAGACCGGAGAGGAGAACGGGAGGCUGUGAAAGCUAGUGCUCCCCAGCAUGUCAUAGAUUUUGAUCGCCCGGAAUUAUUUUUUUUACGCAUUUAUAAAGACAGACAGACAGACAGAUAGUAAGAUCCACAUUAGAAUGCCUUCUGCAGGGUGUCAGAAGUAUUAAAAUCCUCACAAUGCCAGUGUUUUAUUGCAGUUCAUUUAUCUAAGUUUAGUGACAGUCCUAAUCAGCCCAAGCUCUGUGCACGUGUCCUUUCGUGUGGGGAGAAGCUAUAACAGCUGUGUCAUGCAUUGCAUAAUUAGCCCUGUUCCUUAUUUAUUAUUUUGGCAUCUUUGAUCAGGUUUGGAUAAUUUUGAGGACCAGGGUUAAAGACCGAGAGCACAUAACACAUCAGUUGUACACUUUCUUCUAUAAUCACUGUCAUGUUGCUGGCAGCUUUUAAUACUGUGCUGUUCCAAUGGCAUAAUACAGAUUUUACCAGCAAAACAAACAAAAAGUCCCACCCCCAUGAAGAAGUCCUCCUGUUAUCGGCAUAGAUUAAUAAUAGAUUCCUCAAUAUAGUAGGAAUGCUAAAUAAUUAAUUUAGUCAUUAAAUUAUGCUGAUGAAAUAUUAAACAGGAUUUUUUAUCAAUUCCGAUUGGAUUUUUGAUGAACAUUCCACUGCCUUUUUGCUAAUCACCAUUGGAAAGGCAUUCAUGUAAUACAUAUUAAUAGAAGAAAUUGGUAACUUUAUUUAAUCCGAGGCAGCCAGGGCUCCAUUUGAGCUCUGCAAACAUGUAGUUAUAUAAACUUAAGUGAUUCCAGGCUUUGGUUAUGAAGUGUGAGAUUUCAAGUGUUCUUUAGACAGAAUAGAACGAUGGUGGCUAAAUUCCAGAUGAUUCCUCAGUGCUUCUUAUCUGGAAGAAAUUUAUACAAACUGUGAGCUUGAGAUAAAACUCUUAAGAUCUUAAUUCUGCUUUCUUUAUUCUGAACAAGUCACAUGGGCAAGGGCUAUUUCUCACGGUAUAUGCCAAAAAUGUCGGCCUAAUUCAAGCUUCCUCCCGUGGCUAAGUAGAAGUAACAUGAAAUAGAGGAAAGCCUUGUCCCCUGCAGGCCUUGAGCCUUCUCUCUCCAGGCAGCUGUGUCUCAUGGCAUAUUCUCAACACGUUUUCAUGUAUCUUCAGCUGUAGGAUUUGGAGGACAUGCUCAACCUCUUCACAAUGGAACAUGAGAAGCGGCCCAAGAAAGCCUCGCCCUGUUAGGUACAAGGGCAAGUUUACGCAACCGAAUUGCGAAGCUAAAGAUGUGGGAUAAGGCAACCAGAGCAGAGCGGUUCAGUGACGUGGCCCCACGACCAUUUAAUACAUUUAUCCCGGUCACGGUCGCCAUGUUACUGCACAGAGUACCAUACGCAUUGGUGUUAGACGAAUGUUUUCUUUUUAAAAAACCAUUUGAUGACAGUCGCAAAGGCCGCAGUGGCUUACUUCAGGGUGCAGCAGUUACGGCAGAGCAGCAAGCCGUGCUUACGAUGCGUCAGAUACUUGGCUGCCCCUGCCCAGACCUGUCCCUUCUUACCCCCAGGCUGAUCAAGCCACACUCCCACAACACCGAUUUGAUUGUGAAUUGGGCCACAAGCGUGAUGCACAAGAAAUAUGAAGCUACCAGAACAGAAUCACUAAAGGCACCAUAGCAGAGGGAAAGGGCAGGGAAACUUAAUAGUUUCCAGCAGAUGUUCCAUAAAGUCUUGCUGAGCAGUUGGGAAUAGAAGAGCUGUGUUGCGCUACACUACAGGCCUGGCUCACGGUAAAGCUGGAAGACAGAAAGAGGGGGAAAGUCUGCCCUUUACCAUCCUUUAUAGUGUCUGGCUCAAAUAUUCUUAACCAUGUUCCUAUAUUUCAGUCUUCUCGAUGUUUGAGUAUGUAUUUGCAUUACCUCUAUUAGAAAUGAGUGUUCUAUGGAUAUAAGAGACUAUAUUUAUUGAAAGCAUUGCUUUUAUUUUGAAAAGCUACUUUUUAAAUUAAUUUGAUGAACAAAUGUGCUGAUUUUUUCUCCUUAACAAAAAUCCAAUUGUUGAAAGUUGACUGUCUGAAAAUCCUAUAUGCAUUAAGUUAUUUCCCCUCCCUCCCCCAAGUUCUUAACAACACUAUUAUGUUCAUGUUGCACAUUCUGAGAGAGUAAAGCUAUGGACAAAACUUUGA